This is a messenger RNA of Chenopodium quinoa (quinoa), 1706 nucleotides long. RefSeq lists its product as uncharacterized. Gene Ontology annotation, cellular component: lysosomal membrane; late endosome. The transcript has 14 exons. Bases 170 to 1231 code for a protein of 353 amino acids. The record is from RefSeq and is a predicted model, not a curated record. Lineage: Eukaryota; Viridiplantae; Streptophyta; Magnoliopsida; Caryophyllales; Amaranthaceae.
AGUGGGGAUAUGAGCAAGGGAGAGAAGUACACAGCACAAGCGGAAAAAUCCAACGUUAAAACACCUGAGUACGACACACAUUUUCUGGAUUUACACACUUUACAAUUCAAAAAUUCAUCAUAUUUUGUUUCAUCAUUAUCAUCUCAGAUUCCUAAAUCCAAUCUAAAUCAUGUCAAUCGCUCGAAAUUCUUCCUCUCCUACUGCUGCCGAAGAACACCUAUUCUUGGAUAUACUGAAUGAUGCUCCAUUAGCUGCACAUCGGAAGCCCACCAAAAUCUAUGGGAGUAUAGUCUAUUGUAUAUUAUUGGUAGGUUAUGCCAUAGUAGGGGUUGGAGCCCCAUGGAUUUUUCAACCUCUUGAGGCCUGGAUCUCACCACUUCUUUGCAGCUGCAAUGUUAUUCUUCUAUUGAUCACAGGGAUCUUUCAACAAUAUCUGGUGUACCAAGUACAGAAAAUACGAUUGCAGGGUUACUACAAGCUUAGCCAGAGGUUGAAGCAUAUUGUUCGCCUUCCAUUUGCCACCAUUUCAUACGGGACUGCUGGAAUGCUUCUUCUUGUGGUUUGGGAACCCAAAAUCAGCUUUUUGUCUUCCUCUGCAACACUAAGGAUCGUGAUGCUGAUUGAAGUAGUAAUUGCUGGAUCUUUUAUGACUGCCUACAUUAGUUACGUUCACCAGUAUAAUUCAUUGAAUUUGGAGCCAGAUGUAUUAAAAUCAUUAUACUCUCCACUUCAAUCAUCAAGUUCUAUGGAAGGCUUAAGGUAUCAUGAUGGAAGGCUUUCUGAUCAGCAAAUGGCAUUACUGCAGUAUCAACGAGAAAACAUUCAUUUUCUUUGCGAGGAGAUUUUGCGGCUGCAAGAGUGUUUGAGCAAUUAUGAAAGAGCUAAUGAUGGCAGUACUCCUCAGGCUGACCUCGCCCAUCUUUUGGCCGCUCGUGAUCAAGAACUUCGAACACUUUCUGCAGAGAUGGAUCAACUGCAUUCUGAACUACAACUUGCUCGAUCCUUAAUUGCUGAGAGGGAUGUUGAGAUUCUGCGUGUUCGCAACACAAACAAUCAGUAUAUUGAAGAGAAUGAGCGUUUGAGGGCAAUUCUAGGUGAAUGGAGUGCACGAGCAGCAAAGCUUGAACGUGUGUUGGAGUUCGAACGAAUGUCAAAUGUAGAUUUGCAGAAGAGAGUUGGCACACUAAGGAACCAGUUAAGCGAACUUUCUCAACAAAGUCAGCAGCACUGAGCUCCAUAGCUGAUUUAGAGAAUUGUAAAUGGUUUGAUUUUUUGUGUAGAUGUAGAUAGAUGAACCAUAUCAGGGUUUACUCCUAGUUUUGAUUGAUAAUGUGUAGGUUAGUUGGUGGCAAAGCCACAAAAUAUAAAAGUGUGUAUUUUUUUUUUUUUUUUUUAUUCUUCUUAUGUGCAAAAUAGAGAAGAUGAUAGUGGGCUGGGCGAGCCAGCUCAUGUGUUGUGCCAACUUAAGCCCAACCUUGGCUGAAACAUGGCUAGUGGGUCGAACUUAUGUUAGUUCUAGACCCUCCAUAGUGCAGUGCUUGUAUUGUCAACUAAGUGUGUAUGUUCAUUCAUAUAUAUACUAAAAAUAAUUUCAUGAUCUUUAUCGUUUUCAGAGUUCUGCGGCUUCCGCACAAUUACAUUUUACAUGAUCUUAAGUGCACAAUUUUGAAAUUUUGAUCUUUAUGUGUUACUAUUUCUGUCCUAUA